This is a messenger RNA of Triticum urartu, 1603 nucleotides long. Lineage: Eukaryota; Viridiplantae; Streptophyta; Magnoliopsida; Poales; Poaceae. The record is from RefSeq and is a predicted model, not a curated record.
CAUGCCGCCGUCGCGCCAUCGCUGCCGGACGAGCUCCUCGAGGAGAUCUUCCUCCGCCUCCCGCCGGACGAGCCCGCGCACCUCCUGCGCGCCUCCCUCGCCAGCAAGCUCUGGCUCGGCCUCCUCUCGUCCCCUCGCUUCCGCGGUCGCUACCACGAGCACCAUGGAGCUCCCCCCAUGCUGGGUUUCCUUCAUACCUGGCACUACGGCUCCCACCCCACCAAGGUAGAAGACCCCAUCCCACACUUCACAUCCACCGCCAAAUUCGGCGCGCGCAUUCCCGACGACGAAUGGACCGACGACGAAUGGGGGAACAUUUACUACACUGCGUGGGACUGCCGCCAUGGCCGCGUCCUCCUUGGGGGUUCAAACCAGUUACCUAUGCCGCUCGUCGUUUGGGACCCCAUGACGGGUUGCCGGAGGAAGCUGCCCGCCCCAUGGAUCUCGGACGACAGCCACGCUGCCGCGGUGCUCUGCGCCGUGAGCGGCUGUGACCACCGCACUUGUCACUCGGCUCCCUUCCAGGUGGUCUUUGUCAGCCUGUACACGAAAGAAGAUGAUCAUGAUGAUUGUGUUGCACGCGCCUGUGUGUCCUUGCCAGAGACCGGUGACUGGAGCAAGCCCGUCCCUCAAUUCGAUGAGUGGGUCGAGCCAUGCCCUGAUCUUCAUCUUCCAGCCGAUGCAUUCAUCAAGCCAAUGCCCCCUGUCCUUGUCCAAGGAGCACUUCACUUCAUGCUUAAGUAUGUUGAUGACGACAGUGCAGAAAUUCUCAAGUACGACUUGACCUCUAAUAGCUUAUCACUGAUUGAUGCACCGGUUCAGUAUUCUCCAAUUGCCAGUGCCCCUAUCCUCAUGGCGAUGAAGGAUGGCAGCUUGGGGUUUGCACUAGUGGAUAAGCUAACCCUCUACAUAUGGUCAAGACUGAUGGAUUCCAACAGAGUUGCGUCAUGGACUCAAUGUAGAAUUACCAAUCUCAGGAGCCUUCUACCCAUCCAAAAUCCCGAGGAAAUUAGCCUUAUACUGGUUGGAUCUGUGGAGGGCAGUGAUACCGUUUUCGUGACCACAGACCUGGGCAUCUACGAGAUUAAUGUCAAGUCACAGCGAUGGAAGAAGAUAUGGAAGAGAGAAAAUUUCCGUUCUUUGAUUCCAUACAUGAGUUUCUACAAUCCACAAGAAAGGGUGACGCCCACUCCCUGUGACGCAGCACAUUGACAAGGUAUGGUUGAAUAUGCUCAGGUUAGGAUGCCACUCUCAUCAACAAGAAAGAUGACAAGCUUGGAGGCGAAAGGGGUCUUGUGAUGAAUUAUGUCACUAUUUAGUAGCUCUUUUGGUUCAGUGGUGCUUGCUUGAUUUCUCAUAUUGUUUUUCGCUUUUGUCAGUCAGCUUGAUAGUUUCCCCAUGUCGUUGGCGCGUGUAAUCGGGUGAAUGGAGUAUCUUGUAAUGAACCUCCAAUUCUUGCUGCUGCAGUAUGAACCAUGUGCUCUGUUGUUUAAUUUGCUGGAAAAUGCAUCUGCAGACGGAUGCUUUUUCUUAUCAUUCUGAAAACUCUACACUCUACAGUUUGCUCUCCCAACUCUCUAAAUUCAUCUCUCCAAGGAGUUAC